Sciurus carolinensis (gray squirrel) is the source of this 3370-nucleotide messenger RNA. RefSeq names its product YTH N6-methyladenosine RNA binding protein C1 (gene Ythdc1). Gene Ontology annotation, cellular component: nucleoplasm. The record is from RefSeq and is a predicted model, not a curated record. The transcript has 17 exons. NCBI's taxonomy places the organism in Eukaryota, Metazoa, Chordata, Mammalia, Rodentia, Sciuridae. Bases 361 to 2571 code for a protein of 736 amino acids. Gene Ontology annotation, molecular function: N6-methyladenosine-containing RNA reader activity; mRNA binding. Gene Ontology annotation, biological process: mRNA splicing, via spliceosome; regulation of alternative mRNA splicing, via spliceosome.
UCGGGAGCGGGAUUGUUUCACGCAGGAAGCAGGCUCCAUUUUAGCGCCGCCCGCCGUCGCCAUCUGUUUCUCUUCCCACCCCCUUACCCCGCCCGUAUCUGAGCCCCAACGGGAAGGCUGGGCCUAGGCCGUCGGAGGCUGGAAAAAGGGAAGGGGAUAAGGGAGGAAGGAAAGAAGAGGGAAGAAAGGGUGAGUCGAGGAGGGUGAGUGGUAGCGGCCAAGUGCGAAGCACGCAGCUCGUUGGACGGACUGACGGACGGGCUCGUGCGACUGCUGCCGCGGCUGCGGCGCCCGCGUGAGUCGCGUCCCGGCGGCGGUGGCGGUAGCGGCGGCGGCAGCAGCGGAAGCCGGAGGGGAGCAAUGGCGGCCGACAGCCGGGAGGAGAAAGAUGGAGAACUUAAUGUUCUAGAUGAUAUUUUAACUGAAGUACCAGAACAGGAUGAUGAACUUUAUAAUCCAGAGAGUGAACAAGAUAAAAAUGAGAAAAAGGGAUCAAAAAGGAAAAGUGACCGGAUCGAAUCUACUGACACAAAACGACAAAAGCCUUCUGUCCAUUCAAGACAAUUGAUUUCUAAACCCCUAAGCUCAUCUGUUAGCAAUAACAAAAGAAUAGUUAGUACUAAAGGAAAGUCAGUCACAGAGUAUAAAAAUGAGGAAUAUCAAAGAUCUGAAAGAAACAAGCGUCUAGAUGCUGAUCGAAAAAUUCGUCUAUCAAGCAGUACCUCCAGAGAACCUUAUAAGAGUCAACCUGAAAAAACUUGUCUACGGAAAAGGGAUCCUGAAAGGAGAGGCAAAUCUCCUACACCAGAUGGUUCUGAGAGAAUUGGGCUUGAAGUUGAUAGACGUGCAAGCCGAUCCAGUCAAUCUUCUAAGGAAGAAGUGAACUCUGAAGAAUAUGGCUCCGACCAUGAGACCGGCAGCAGUGGUUCUUCUGAUGAGCAAGGCAAUAACACUGAAAAUGAGGAGGAAGGAGUAGAAGAAGAUGUAGAGGAAGAUGAAGAGGUAGAAGAAGAUGCAGAGGAAGAUGAGGAGGUGGAUGAAGAUGGAGAGGAGGAGGAGGAGGAAGAAGAGGAGGAGGAGGAAGAGGAGGAGGAGGAGGAAGAGGAGGAAUAUGAACAGGAUGAGAGAGACCAGAAAGAAGAGGGAAAUGAUUAUGACACUCGAAGUGAGGCCAGUGACUCUGGUUCUGAAUCUGUUUCCUUUACAGAUGGUUCUGUCAGAUCUGGCUCAGGCACAGAUGGAUCAGAUGAGAAAAAGAAGGAAAGAAAGAGAGCUAGAGGCAUAUCACCAAUUGUUUUUGAUAGAAGUGGAAGCUCUGCAUCAGAGUCAUAUGCAGGUUCAGAAAAGAAGCAUGAGAAAUUAUCAUCUUCCGUUCGUGCUGUCCGAAAAGAUCAAACCAGUAAACUCAAAUAUGUACUUCAGGAUGCAAGAUUUUUCCUCAUAAAGAGUAACAACCAUGAGAAUGUGUCUCUUGCAAAAGCUAAGGGUGUGUGGUCCACGCUCCCUGUAAAUGAGAAAAAAUUAAAUGUUGCAUUCAGAUCCGCACGGAGUGUUAUUUUAAUAUUUUCUGUCAGAGAAAGUGGAAAGUUUCAAGGGUUUGCAAGACUUUCUUCAGAAUCACAUCAUGGAGGAUCUCCUAUACACUGGGUGCUUCCAGCAGGAAUGAGUGCUAAGAUGCUGGGAGGUGUCUUUAAAAUUGACUGGAUUUGCAGGCGUGAAUUACCCUUCACUAAGUCAGCUCAUCUUACCAAUCCUUGGAAUGAACAUAAGCCAGUAAAGAUUGGACGUGAUGGACAGGAAAUUGAACUUGAAUGUGGAACCCAGCUUUGUCUUCUAUUUCCCCCCGAUGAAAGUAUUGACUUGUAUCAGGUCAUUCAUAAAAUGCGUCACAAGAGAAGAAUGCAUUCUCAGCCCAGAUCAAGAGGACGUCCAUCCCGUCGAGAACCAGUCCGGGAUGUGGGAAGGCGUCGACCAGAAGAUUAUGAUAUUCAUAACAGCAGAAAGAAACCAAGGAUUGACUAUCCCCCUGAGUUUCACCAGAGACCAGGGUAUUUAAAGGAUCCACGAUACCAGGAAGUGGACAGUUUCACAAAUCUUAUUCCCAACAGACGAUUUUCAGGAGUUCGCCGAGAUGUGUUUUUAAAUGGGUCCUACAAUGAUUAUGUGAGGGAAUUUCAUAACAUGGGACCACCACCACCGUGGCAAGGAAUGCCCCCUUAUCCUGGAAUGGAACAGCCUCCACACCAUCCUUACUAUCAACACCAUGCUCCACCUCCUCAAGCCCAUCCCCCGUACUCAGGACAUCAUCCAGUACCACAUGAAGCAAGAUACAGAGAUAAACGAGUACAUGAUUAUGAUAUGAGAGUGGAUGAUUUCCUUCGUCGCACACAAGCUGUUGUCAGUGGUCGGAGAAGUAGACCCCGUGAAAGAGAGCGGGAGCGAGAACGAGACCGCCCUAGAGAUAACAGAAGAGACAGAGAGCGAGAUAGAGGACGUGAUCGAGAAAGAGAAAGAGAGCGAUUAUGUGAUCGGGACAGAGACCGAGGGGAGAGAGGUCGAUAUCGAAGAUAAUGCGCUUUUGGAAUCUCUGAAGAUAAAAAAAAAAAAAAAAAAAUCUUUUUUUUUGUUUUUUUUGUUUUUUUGUUUGUUUUUUUGGUGUGUGUUUACAAGUAGUAAAUUUAUUUUCAGCUGUCUACUUAAAGUCCAUUGUGUAGAAGGAUUUAUUAUUACCCCCCUUCGUUCCAAGCAUGCAGUAUAAUAAGAACUGGAAAAAUUCAAAUCCUCCAAAAAUGCACAGUUGGCAGUUAAGUUGACACUUUUAUUGGGGCAGAAUGGAACAGUCCAAGAAUGUAGAUAUUGAUUCAUUCUCCAAAAAUGUUCAUCUUAUAGCUUAUUCAUCUAGAGUUAUAUUUUUUUGUUCGUUUUCUUUCAGAUCUUGAUAACUGCCAUGGUAUUUUGCUUUGAAGUGUUUCUACAUGUAGUUGCACAUGGUUCAGUAAAAUAAUGCUGCUAUCAAGUAUGCAAAUCUUGAAGUAUGAUGGUUUGACUAUAUGGCAGUGUUGUAGCAGCCUCUUGGUUUCUCUUUUCCCCUCUUUUUUAAAAAAAAACUUAUAAAGUCACUUUUAUUUUUCUUUAGUCUUCAAUGAUGAGAGCAAUAUUACGAAGACAUUGCUAUCUAAUUUUUAAUCUUUUUAAAGAAAAGAUUCCUAUGUUCAGUAGCAUGGUUGAUGCUAUUGUUUAGCCUUCCCCUCUAAACUGUAUACAUUGGCUUGGAAUGUUCACAACUUGCGUGUGUGGCAGCAGAAGAUAAUUCCCAUAUUCUACAUUGCUACUGUUUUGUAUAAAAUAAAUUGGUAAAGAUUGACACUUA